AUGCAAGCGCGCAAGGACGAGAUCCUUGCCAAGAAGGCAAAGCUCGCAGAACUCAAGCGGCAACGAGAAUUACGCCAGAAAGAGUUCAGCCAGAAUCGAGCCAGCAUUGGCGAUGCUUCAGAGAUAGUAUCACCCGUUCCGAGUCGAGCAGACAGCAGGGCAGAGCUUGACAGCCUCAUAUCGCGCCUCGUCGAUCGACCCUCAUCAUCCUCAUACAAAGACGGAGAAGGCCCCUCGCGUAGAGGCAGUCGCCCCAAUUCAGUGCUGAGUGCAAGCCAACUCAGCGGCGAAAAUGCAGAGGCUUUCUCACCACCACCCGUUCGAAUGGUGUCGCAGUCUGUCGCCACGCAAACAGAAGCAACCGGCCCGAUUGUAUCAGAACCGGCGCCUGCCCCUGAACCGAGAAAGGAAACAGUCACAUAUAGUAAAGCUGUGCAAACGGACGAUCUUCCGGAUCUACCAAACACGAUAGCAGAUUAUCCAUUAGCAGAGAACGAGGAAGCUCCUUCUACUCCGUCCAAGAGAUUGAGUCGGAGAGAGCGGGAAAAAGAUGAUGAGAUUCGCGAAAGAAUCCGCAGGGAAAUUGAGGAAGAGCUACAGGCCUCUCAGCAGCUUAAUGGAAAUGGAAUACCGGCAUCUUCGAGUCAGCUGAGAUACCCGCUUCGCACAUUGAACGACGAUGAACUCAAUGCAGUCACCUCGUCGGAUGACUUUUUAGACUUUGUGGAAAAGUCGAGUAAAGUCAUUGAACGCGCACUGGAUGAGGAAUAUGAUAUUCUGGCGGACUAUGAACUCGGCGGAGUGAACGCGGAUGACGAGGAGGAUGACGAAUUUGGGAAUAAGCGAAGAGGGAUUAAAGAAAUCGCACAAUUUUACGAUGAGCGAUGGAGUAAGAAGCGAACAAUCAGCGAUUUGAGCUUUUCACCAAAGUUUCCAGAGUUGAUUCUUGCUGCAUAUACUAAAAAUCCAACUGCACCACACGAGCCUGACGGCUUGCUUCAAGUCUGGAAUCAACAUCUCCACUCCCGCCCGGAAUACGUUUUUCACUCUACAUCAGAUAUUCUCACCGCGAAAUUCUCACCAUUUCACCCUAAUUUAAUUGUUGGCGGCACAUACUCCGGUCAAGUCCUGCUAUGGGAUACUCGAUCUAGCCGUGCUGGAGGCGGCGCACCGGUCCAAAAAACCCCCCUCACAGGCGCAGGCCACACCCAUCCCGUCUACAGCAUCGCCAUAAUCGGCACCCAAAACGCACACAAUAUUCUCACCGCGUCGACCGACGGCGUGGUCUGCGGCUGGACUGUAGACAUGCUCUCGCAACCCCAAGAAUACCUCGAACUCACCACCCCUCCCCCCUCAAGAACCGAAGAUCUCGCACCUACAACAAUGUCCUUUCCCCAAUCCGACCCAACCUUUUUCCUUGUUGGCACAGAAGAAGGCGGCAUCUACCCAUGUCAUCGCUACGACCGUGCAGGCGCAAAAGCAGGCACAGAUCAACGCCUCGCCUAUCGCGGACACGCCGCACCCGUAAUGUCAACAGCCUUCCACCCAGCACGUGGCCCCGUCGACUUUGGCGAUCUCAUGCUCAGCUCUAGUCUGGACUGGAGCGUGAAACUCUGGCGCGUCAGACCACCCGCCACAACAGCCGCAUCGGCGACAGCCGGCGGACUCGCUUCUACCCCUCAGGUCAUCUCCCCCUUACUUGACAUCAACCGUGAAGAUGUCGUAUACGACGCGAGAUGGUCCCCGCACCGUCCCGGAGUAUUUGGUCUCGUUGACGGAGCGGGUAACGUCGAGGUAUGGGAUUUAUAUCAUGAUACCGAAGUACCAGCCGUCAAAACACAGCCAACGCCGGGCCGGGGUGGCGUGUUGACGCGAAGUCUGAAUAAGAUUGCAUGGGAAGAGCGUGAGGGGAGGAGGUUGGCUACAGGUGGUCUGGAUGGAGUCGUUACUGUCUUUGAGGUUGGGAAGGCGUUGAGUGGUCCUGUGGAGGAGGUGCCGGCUGAGGAGUGGGCAGGUAUGAAGAGGUUGGUGAGUAAAUUGGAGCAGACUGAUAGGGGUAUAUGA
Molecule: messenger RNA, 2064 nt
Organism: Talaromyces amestolkiae
Lineage: Eukaryota; Fungi; Ascomycota; Eurotiomycetes; Eurotiales; Trichocomaceae
Exons: 3
Coding region: 1-2064 (687 amino acids)
Biological process (GO): transport along microtubule
Cellular component (GO): cytoplasmic dynein complex
Molecular function (GO): dynein heavy chain binding; dynein light chain binding
Source: RefSeq, a predicted model, not a curated record